This is a messenger RNA of Caenorhabditis angaria, 3254 nucleotides long. The record is from the annotation of a GenBank genome assembly. NCBI's taxonomy places the organism in Eukaryota, Metazoa, Nematoda, Chromadorea, Rhabditida, Rhabditidae.
AUGAGGUCAGUUUCAUUUUUUUUUAUUUUCUUGGUCUUUAAUUAAAAAAUUGUGUGUCAUUGAAUUUUUUGAAAACGGAAGAGAAUACUCUAAAGGUCAUAAUUUUUUGGAAUAUUAGAUGAGAUUCAUGUGUGUGAAGAUCAUUAGGGUCAAAUCGGCGUUUUUUUUCUUUUUUGCACAUUAAAUUCUCAGGUUGAUAAACGAAGAAAAUUCCUAUAAUAUAAUCCGGUUACCUUUUAAUGAUCGACAAGUUUCAGAGAAUGUAGGUUUUUUUUUAAAUUAGCUGUUUUGCAGAUAUAUAGAAAUCUUAAACGAUUGAGGAGUUCAAAAAAAUCCGAGCCCUAUUUCUGAAUUUGAAAAAAAAACCAAAAAUGACUUCCCAACUUUUUCGUCAUUCAAAGCUUUGCUUACAAGGCAAAGUUACGGAUAAUUUUUGUCAAAUGAAAAUUGACAUCAACAGAUUAGUAUAUCCUGAAAUGAAUCCUAGGAUGCACGCACAAAUCACCUAAAAUAUAUUUAUAAUUUUCCUAGAAUAUGUGAAAAACUUUAAUGUAACCGAACGCGGCUAAACAACUCUUUUGAAACAGUAUAAAAAUAUAUCCUCUGGAUUCAUUUACAACACUUGGAAAAAUAACACGUCAUAACUAUAUAUCGGAUGAUUCUACUAGAAAAAUUUGAUUUUUCAGUUUUUUUUUUUAAUAAAAUACUUUCUAAACAUUUUUCAGAUGAGAAAUUCAGCUAUUCCAAAAACCAACCGAAUGUUUCUGAUUUCUUGAAUAAAUUCAUACUGAAUUCUUGAUUUCUAGAACUUUUCAAUUCACCUUCCACCCUUCCUGACCGAUUUCUGAUUAUCAAAAGGUUCUACCUCCAACAAAAAUAAUGAAAUCAUCGAAAAAACGUAAUCUGUCUCGUCAUGGUUGAUGUUUUGAUUUUGCAGAAAUUUCUAAAAUUAUACAUACAAAUCAAUUUUGCGCGAUUUUUCGAACUCAAAAGCGUUUACUUAACGCUUGAUUAUUUUUCUCACCAACUUAAAAAACACAAGUUCAUCUUUUUUUUGGUGGUAUUUUAAUUUCCGCUCGCUUGCUGACACUUUUCGGGGGGUAUCGAAAUGACUUUUUUGUAUAUACAUACGCUAGAAGUUUGCCUAACUACAGAUCGAAAAAAAUUUUCAGAUUUAGAAGAAUAAAAAAUUCUUGAUAAACGUAAACGUCAUUGUUUGUUUAUGAGGGGCCUUUCAACUUUUAAUUUCUGCUUUUAUUUUUCAUCUCUUUUGGAAAUGGAAUUUGAAUUAAUUAAGGUUUCGAUUUCUUUUGUUUGUUUCGAAAUUGAUUUUGGGAUUGCUCAGAGUUCCAAGAAUUCAUUUUACCGUUUUUGGUUCGGCAAACACGCCUCCUUUUUUGCACCGCCCACUUUUCAUUUUGGUAAAGGUCUUUUAGAUUUUGUCUAUAUAUCACGCUAUUUUAUAGCCAGAAUAUCUCACAAAUUUUACAAAUUCACAAAUUCACACAUUGAAUUAUAUUUGAAAGUUCCGAAGUACAAUUUGUUUUUUCUUGUUAUUAGUUUUCAAAACCAAGUUUUUCAUAUUUUAAAAACGACAAAUAAAAAGUUAUAUAUCUUCAAUCUAGCAUAUAAAGUCAAUAAUUUCAGCUUGAUAAUUUUGAGCAUUUUUGAGAAAGAUGAUGUUUCUCAUUAGCUCCUAAUUAAUGAAACGAGAAAAAUGCGAAAAUCUCGAAAAUUUUCUUUUGCCCUACACAAAUUAGCAAUCAUUUCUCACAAGACAUGUUCUUGUUCUGAAAUAUUUCCAUUUUAUGUUCUCACUGUUUUGUGUUAUUUUGAUCGAAAUAUUGAAUCGUUUUCAGUGGUUUCGACGAUACCCAAGGGGGACAAGAGGGAAUGACGCAAGUCGAAUACAUUGCUCAUGUUGUUGUUAUGCCAGUUGUUCUUUCUAUAGGUAUGUGGUAUUCAAAGAAUUAAGAAAAGAAAAUAGUUGAAAGAAUUUUUUUAGGAAUGAUAAAUCAAUGUCUGAAUGUUUGCACAUUAUUGCAUCUACCAUCUGGAUGUUUUAUGUAUCUCAAAGCUUCUGCAAUCGCAGAUAUCUUAAGUAUAAUCUGUUUUCUACCUUUCCUUUUGAGACAAGCUUCAUUGAAUGAUCAAUCUUGGGAAGCUGGAAUGUUAUAUCAUGCUCACGUAGAGCUUCCCCUAAUUAAUGCAUUAAUCACGGCUAGGUAAGUUGGGUUUGACAAAAAACGAACUGAAUAAUUCUUCUUCUGCGAUCAAAGAUCAAUUUUGUUUUUAGCGCGCUGAAUAUCGUUGCAAUGACAGUUGAUCGAUAUUUGUCCGUGUGCCACCCGAUAAAAUUUUUCCACGCAAGCGACUCAAAAAUUCGCAGUUUGUGUGUUAUUUUCUUACUCUACUUGACAGCGUUCCUCAUUUAUAUCCCAUCGAUUUGGCAGAAAAAAAUUAUCAAAGUCACAACACCUGAACCGUAAGCACCAAUUUUUCCAGAAAACAAUCAUUAUGAUAAAUUUAGGUUUCAUUUUAAAAUUGAAAGGAAUCGGGAGGUAGAAGAUCUUCAAAUUUUCCGAAUUUAUCUUCUUCUUCGCGAAUGUUUUACUCGUUGGGGACCUGUUAUUGUUCUCGUUGUUCUCAAUAUGGCAAUGGUUCGAAGUUUGAGAAAACUCGAUAAAAGACAAUCAAAAUGGGGAAGAGCAUCAAGAUUGUCAAGAAGUGCGCGAACUCGAUCAGUUCGAAGUGCAAGAGAUGAUCGAGGCAGAAUCUCUGCAUUAUUGCUCGUCACCUCAACAACAUUUAUUAUUUGCAAUUUACCAGCAUCUUUCCUCUCUCUAUUUAUAUCGUGAGUUUGAAGAACACAUUUUUAACAAUCCUAAUUAUUAUAAAAAAUUGCAGGAAUUUGCAAACUUCCCCCUCAACAGCAUAUCAAAUAUUCCGAUCGGUUUCAAAUCUUCUUCAAGUUACCAGUUAUCUAUACAAUUUUUAUUUGUAUGCUUUAUGUUCUUCGGAAUAUCGUCAAGCAUUAUGUCGACUUCUUGGGUGUAGAAAAGCAAAUUCACCAAUUUCAACCGGCGAUUCGCCAACAAUUCGAAAUUCACACAAUGUGAGAAGAGGGCAGAUACAGUAAGUUAAUCUUUGACUUGAAUUUUUCCUCUACAAAUCAAGAAUUUUCCAGAACUGUUAUUGAUUUGGAUCAAGUUCGCGGAGUUCCUGAAGUUGUUGCAUUAACCGAAAUGAAUUGA